AUGCCCACCUCGUGGUCACGGCCGCAGACUGCACGUCUUGCGGCCUCUGCUGGACUGUUGCUAGCUCAGGGCGCUGUCGCAGCUGGGUUCGAUGCUGCAAACAAUAUAGCCCUUUACUGGGGCCAAAACAGCUACAACCAAGCCGAGGGCAAUCUGACUCAACAGUCACUUGCGACCUAUUGUGCGAACACUGAUGUUGAUAUCAUUCCGAUGGCGUUUGCAGUUCAGCUCACAACAGGUGGAGGUGGGCAGCCAGUGAUCAAUCUCGCUAACUCUGGGGAUAAAUGUAGUACUUUUAACGGAACCACCACAUUGGACUGUCCCAGCGUCGGUGAUGACAUCAAAACCUGCCAGGAAAAGUACAACAAGACGAUCUUGCUCUCAAUAGGCGGCGCGACAUAUACUGAAGGUGGCUUCAAGACAGAGGAAGACGCUGUCAAGGCUGCAAAUCUCAUCUGGAACACCUUUGGUCCAGUCGAGGCUGCUGGAUUGCCGAGCAAUACGUCCACUGGUAAUGGCACUGAUGCACCCACAAGGAACGACUCUACAUCGCUGGCAGGAUCUGGUUACAACGCGACCACUGGACCACUUUCAACUGGACAACUCAGGACAAGCACCUUUGGAACAGGGACUGCCAGGAGUGGAGAACCGGCCGAUAUCACAGCGACACCAGGACCUUACGCCAACACAACGAUAGCACGAUCAACCCUGGGCACAGAUCGUGCCGGCACCGGACGGACUGGCUCACUAACAGAUGCCACAGCGACACCUGCACCGUACAGCAAUAGGACUACAACUGGAGCAAGUUUGCGCACUGGUAAUGCUACGGGAACUAGGACUGGGCCCAUCACGGCGACUCUUCUGGUUGGCAACAUGACGGCCACCCUGAUUCUGGAGAACGAUGCUGUGAACGACACGGCCGCCUCCAGAAGCUCAGAUCCUGUGUACAGCAGCAUCAAUACAGAUCCUAUCCUGCCCGGAGGCGCUACCGGAGGCUCUACUGACGGUUCUGAUGCAGCACCAACCACAGAUCCUAUCCUGCCCGGAGGCUCUACUGACCGUUCUGGUGCAGCACUAACAACAGGCACUAUUACAUCGAUGCAAUCCUACCUCUCACUCACAGCACAGUCAUACAACGAUACGCAGACCUCAACACCCGCUCAAGCCCAAGCGGACGCUACCGUCAGAGCUGAGACAUAUCUCAACGACGAUGACGUCUUCACAACCUCCCCAAAGACUACACGAACGACUCUGGAAACACUUACCCGCGCCUCCAUCGCCGCGGCCAAGACAGUCACAGCCGAAACCUUGAACUACGACGCAACACACCCCAAGCGUCAAUCCAUGACCCUCCGCCCCUUCGGAUCUUCCUCCGUCAACGGCUUCGAUCUCGACCUAGAAUCACCCACUACAAACUUCCUCGCCUUCGCAACCCGCCUCCGAAGCCUAAUGGACACGCACCAAAAAGUCCACCGCUCCGCCAGCCCCUUCUACCUCACAGCGGCCCCCCAAUGCCCCUACCCCGACGCCGCCCUCAACCCCGUCCUAUCCAGCAACGUCAUCUUCGACGCCCUCUUCGUCCAGUUCUACAACAACUACUGCGGCGUCCAAUCCUUCAUACCCAACACCACGAACCAGACGAACUUCAACUUCGCCACCUGGGACAACUGGGCGAAGAAUGGCAGUGCGAAUCCCGAUGUCAAGAUUUUCCUGGGCGUGCCGGCGGGACAGACGGCGGCGGGGAGUGGGUAUAGGAAUGCCACGGAGCUGGGGCCGGUGCUUGAGUAUGCUAAGACGUUUGAGAGUUUUGGCGGUGUCAUGGCGUGGGACGCUAGUCAGGCUUAUGCUAACAAGGGGUUCCUUGAGGGGGUCAAGGCGGCGAUGGGGAGUGCGAAUGGUACGACGGCGAGGAAUUCGACUAAUGUAUCGGUGAAGAGGGCGAGAUAUAUCAGGCGGGGUAUCAGGGGACAGUGGAGGCCUAGAUGUAGGGAUGUUGGGGAGUGUUUGUGA
This is a messenger RNA of Fulvia fulva, 2010 nucleotides long. RefSeq names its product Class III chitinase. Gene Ontology annotation, molecular function: chitinase activity. Bases 1 to 2010 code for a protein of 669 amino acids. Gene Ontology annotation, biological process: carbohydrate metabolic process. The transcript has a single exon. The record is from RefSeq and is a predicted model, not a curated record. NCBI's taxonomy places the organism in Eukaryota, Fungi, Ascomycota, Dothideomycetes, Mycosphaerellales, Mycosphaerellaceae. Gene Ontology annotation, cellular component: extracellular region.